CAUUCAUUGGCCAGAUCCAUCGCGCCCCGCCACAAGGCCCCGACUACUCCCGGAGGGAGGUCUCCUGGGCGCGCGCGCGCUCGCGGCCUCCUCGCUUCAGCUCUCCGGAUGGAGUCUUUCUUAGAGCUGCUCUCCACAGGGCCCCCACCUGCAGACUUCCGCCCGGCUGCCUGUCACCGCCCCGCCCUCGAGGGCAGGGAUGCUGGGAUCCGCCAAUCACGGGGCGCCUACGCUCAGGUCUAAGCUGACUCGUGCUCCUGCCGGCUGGAACAUGGAAGAGUUGGAGGAAGAUGUAAAGUUUAUAGUGGAUGAGACCUUGGACUUUGGAGGGCUGUCACCAUGCGACAGUCGUGAGGAGGAAGACAUAGCAGUGUUGGUGACUCCAGAGAAACCCCUCCGGAGAGGACUUUCCAAUCGAAGUGACCCAAAUGCAGUGGCCCCAGCCCCCCAGGGGGUGAGGCUCAGCUUAGGCCCCCUUAGUCCAGAGAAGCUGGAAGAGAUUCUCCACGAGGCCAACCGGCUGGCGGCCCAGCUGGAGCAGUGUGCCCUGCAGGAGCAGGAAAGCACAGGCGAGGGCCUGGGGCCUCGCAAGGUGAAGCCCAGCCCUCGGCGGGAGACCUUUGUGCUAAAGGACAGUCCCGUCCGAGACCUGCUGCCCACUGUGAGUUCUUUGACUCGGAGUACCCCCUCGCCAAGCAGCCUGACACCCCGACUCCGGAGCACCGAUAAGAAGGGGUCAGUCAGGGCUCUUCGGGCAACAUCUGGAAAGAGGCCCUCCAGUGUGAAGAGGGAGUCACCCACUUGCAAUCUGUUCCCUGCCUCCAAAAGCCCAGCAUCUUCUCCUCUUGCCCGAUCCACUCCUCCAAUCCGGGGCAAAGCUGGGCCCAGUGGGAGAACAGCAGCAAGCCCACCUACCCCUGUCAGACCAGUCUUGGCCCCACAGCUUUCUACCAGCAACUCUCAGCGCCUCUCUCGGCCACAGGGAGCAGCUGCUAAGCCUUCCAGUCGACUGCCUGUUCCCUCGGCCAUCCCCAGGCCUGCCAGCCGAAUGCCACUCACCAGCCGGAGUGUACCACCCAGCAAAGGUGCCCUACCUCCAACUUCUCUGCCAGCUCGGAAAGGACUUCCACGACCAAGCGCUGCAGGGCACAGAGUUCCCAUUUCCCAGCAACCAAAUCUUCCUAUCCCUGGUGCCACUCGCAGCAGUCUGCAGCCGCCCAAGAGAGUUGCAGUCCCAGGACCUACCAGGUAAAGAGAUCAGGACAGCAAACAAGAAUUCAGUAGCAAACCACUACAGUCACUGCCUGGACUCACCUCUCCUCAGCCUCCCAAGCCCUCUCAUGGAAGAUAGGCCCUGACUCUAGCAGAUUCUGGCCCAGGAGCAGGAGAAAGAGAUGCCACCAGGGCUGGUGCCCCAGGAAUAAAAAGCUGGGAGAUGGGGUGGAUUAGGGUUGAGCUGGAGGGGAAUCAAACCCUGUGAGUUGAAAGAGGAUUAGGGAAAAGAGGUCACCUUCUGACAGGGAAAUUAACAAGCAGAAAAUGAGAAAAACCAGAGAGUAGUUUGUCCUCAUCCACCCCCACUCUUGUGUUCAGUCCCAGAGAGUUUGAUCUUCUUCCCAGGCAUUGGUCCACUGGACAUUUACAUGUGAAUGCCUCUGUAGCUAACCUCCUUGCUCUCUGAGGAGCAGGCCUGAAGCACAUCCUCUGCUGGAUGCAGGCCUGUUUGGAGAGGCAGAGGCAGGCACCUGGUCUCCAGAACUUGUUUCCUGUGAAUUCUGUAACUCUUAAGAGGCCAGUUGAUGAUAAGCUUACGUUGGUCUGCAUUUUUCUAAAAUAAAAUGAAUGUAUUUUUCUAAUCUCUGUAUAUGUGAAAGUAAAUUCUCCAAUUUCAAACAAAUUUGUAGUAAACUCCUGUGUUAUUCCAAUGAGG
Messenger RNA from Ailuropoda melanoleuca (giant panda), 1930 nucleotides. It is a transcript of the gene PSRC1, whose product is annotated as proline and serine rich coiled-coil 1. The transcript is spliced from 8 exons. Gene Ontology annotation, biological process: mitotic metaphase chromosome alignment. NCBI's taxonomy places the organism in Eukaryota, Metazoa, Chordata, Mammalia, Carnivora, Ursidae. The record is from RefSeq and is a predicted model, not a curated record. The coding region runs from base 200 to 1252 and encodes 350 amino acids. Gene Ontology annotation, cellular component: spindle microtubule; spindle pole; microtubule cytoskeleton. Gene Ontology annotation, molecular function: microtubule binding.